This is a messenger RNA of Aplysia californica (California sea hare), 693 nucleotides long. RefSeq names its product polycystic kidney disease protein 1-like 2. Gene Ontology annotation, molecular function: calcium channel activity. NCBI's taxonomy places the organism in Eukaryota, Metazoa, Mollusca, Gastropoda, Aplysiida, Aplysiidae. Gene Ontology annotation, biological process: detection of mechanical stimulus. Gene Ontology annotation, cellular component: membrane. The record is from RefSeq and is a predicted model, not a curated record.
UUAUAAUAAUAAAAAGUAUUAUCAUUAUUUCCAUCGCUAUCCUCAUCUUUGAAUGCUACCUUUUUACGUACCAGAUCUCCAUCGGCAUCAUCAGUAACCUGAUCGUGUUCCCCGUGAACUUCCUGCUCAUCUUCCUGUUCCGUAAGUCACGCCCUCACCACAAGCGCCCGUCCCGCAUUGACCGAGCCAUCAAAGAGGUGCACCAGCAGAACAAGAUGGCUUCUGUCAACGAUGUCAAGCCGGAGGUGGGCAGUAUCUUUAGCGUGACCAAAUCUCCCAGUAUGCUACGUGACCCAAACAGACCGGCCUCGUCCAGUUCGUCCAGGCCCUGCUCGGCCAUGAGUACAGGCAAAGAGGAGCUGGUCGGAAAGAAGAAAAAGAAGUUCGAGCUGCCAUGGUACUUCACUAUCAUUGCCUGGGUCGUCCUUUGGGUCGUUACCCUGGGAGCUGCCGCCAUGGUUACCUUCUACGGCAUCAGCUUCAAAGACGAUAUCUGUAAGAAGUGGAUCUCCUCCAUGCUCGUGUCUUUCUUCAUGUCUGUCUUCAUCACACAGCCCAUCAAGGUGUUCCUCUUUGCGAUGAUCCUGUCUAUCAUCAUCAAGAACCCAGCAGAGGACAAGGAAGAUGAAGAGGAAGAUGAGGAAAUGCCGCACAUGGACCAGGAUAACGAGCUCCUUCAUGGCGACAUGGCUG